Messenger RNA from Kalmanozyma brasiliensis GHG001, 1062 nucleotides. RefSeq names its product Forkhead-associated (FHA) domain protein. Gene Ontology annotation, molecular function: mRNA binding; protein binding. Gene Ontology annotation, cellular component: nucleus. Gene Ontology annotation, biological process: maintenance of RNA location; mRNA splicing, via spliceosome. The record is from RefSeq and is a predicted model, not a curated record. The coding region runs from base 1 to 1062 and encodes 353 amino acids. Lineage: Eukaryota; Fungi; Basidiomycota; Ustilaginomycetes; Ustilaginales. The transcript has a single exon.
AUGGCGGACUCGGGGGCUGAGGCAAGCCGCCCCAGAGACGACCGCAAGGGCCGAGAAGCGGAAGGUCAAUCGCCGAGACACGAGUCCAGCUCAAGGCAUGCAAGCCGACACGAGAGGGAACAUCGUCGCGAGGAACCCCGAGAGAGGCGUUCGCGUCCGCAUCGAGACAGUCGGGACAAGGACAGACACGAGAGGUCUUUCCAUCGCGAGAAAGAUGGCAGAAGCAGACAUCGGGACGGGGUAGAGGACGAGGGACGGGCAAGCUCAAGCUCCAAAAGACACGGAGAUGGCGAGGACAGGGACCGAAAGAGUAGUAGGAGCCGUCGCGACGAUGACGACCGCUACCGCUCUUCAAGAGGGAGCUCGAGACGUGAACAAGAACACCAUCGCUCGGGUCUACAGCACUCUUCAUCAAGUCGCCGACAUCGAGACUCGGUCGAUCCUUCUUCUCGCGACCGAAAGGACGCUGUCCGCAAGCGCUCUCGGUCGCGCUCGCCGAACAAUCAUGCAUCAACCUCCAGCAGCCGCCCCCCAGCACCUCGAUCUCCGCCACCCCAAGCAUACAUAGAUGGACCGAUAGAAGAGGACAUCGACGAAGACGCACCCAACUUCGCUCCUUCAGGCUUGCUCGCCGCCGAGUCCAACACGGUCAAUGGCGUGGCGCUCAAGUACCACGAGCCGCCCGAAGCGCGCAAGCCCAAAUCCACCUGGCGCAUGUACUGCUUCAAAGACGGCAAGGAGCAAGAAGUCCUCCACCUCGGCGCACAAUCCGCCUAUCUCCUCGGCCGCGAUCGCACAGUCGUCGACAUUCCACUCGACCACGAAUCGUGCUCCAAACAGCACGCCGUAUUGCAGUUCCAACAGACGAUCACGACGAAUGAGUUUGGAGAUAGGAAGAAGCGCAUCGGGCCGUUCCUCAUCGAUCUCGAGUCGAGCAAUGGGAGCUACGUCAACGAGAACGAGAUCCCGACUUCGAGGUACUAUCAGUUGCGCACGGGAGACACGUUGACGUUUGGCGCGAGCACGAGGGAGUAUGUACUCUUGGACGAAUCUGCAGCUUAA